Molecule: messenger RNA, 1379 nt
Organism: Impatiens glandulifera
Lineage: Eukaryota; Viridiplantae; Streptophyta; Magnoliopsida; Ericales; Balsaminaceae
Product: 3-ketoacyl-CoA synthase 20-like
Exons: 2
Coding region: 3-1355 (450 amino acids)
Biological process (GO): fatty acid biosynthetic process
Cellular component (GO): membrane
Molecular function (GO): acyltransferase activity, transferring groups other than amino-acyl groups
Source: RefSeq, a predicted model, not a curated record
CCAUGGAGGAGAAAAACUUCAUUUGGGCUAGCCUAUUUUUCUCUAUAAUUUUAAUCACAAUCAUCCAUGGAUGGAUUACAAGAAACCCUUGUACAAAAGUCUACCUUGUGGACUUCGCAUGCCACAAGCCACCAGUUUCUCAGACCAUCUCAAGAGCCCAAUCCUUGGCUCGAGCUAGAUGGUACUGGAAAACCCUGAAACCAGAGACUUUAGAAUUUUUCAUCACCACCAUUGAGCGGUGUGGUUUAGGCGACUCAACUUACGUGCCUGAAGGGUUUCUAACCGAUCCACUCGACUUGAGCAUGGCCGCAGCCAGGCGAGAGGUGGAACAUGUCAUAUUUGGGACUGUUGAUAGCCUCCUGGCGAAGACUAAAAUAAAUUGCCAGGAUAUUGGGAUCUUGGUGGUUAACUGCUGCCUUUUUAACCCUAUCCCAUCUCUCUCGUCCAUGAUAGUGAAUCAUUACAAGCUUAAAGAUGAUAUUUGCAGUUAUAGCCUUAGUGGGAUGGGUUGCUCUGCUAGCCUUCGCGCCAUAGAGCUUGCCAAACAGCUCCUUCAGGUGCACCCUAACUCGAAUGCGCUGGUGGUUAGCACGGAGAGUUUGACCCAACACACAUAUACAGGAAACGACCGGUCCAAGUUCAUAAUCAACAGCCUAUUCCGUGUAGGUGGUGCCGCCAUGCUUUUAUCUAACCGCCCGCCUAACCAUCAUGAUGGCUUGCCCAAGUACGAGCUAAUCCAGGCCGUCCAUACCCACAUGGCUGGCAGCUCAUACAGUUCGUACCGGUGCAUCUACAUGGAUGAAGACGAUGAAGGGAAGACUGGUGUGAGCGUCGGGAAGGACUUACUCGGGGUGGGAGACAAAGCCAUAAGAUCCAACAUCACAAAGUUGGCUCGGCUUAUUCUCCCAUUAAAGGAAAAGUUCCUAUACAUGUCCGGCUUCUGUUCUAAGCCGGACUUGAAGAGGGCGUUUGAACAUUUCUUGCCGCAUGUGGGAGGUAAGCCGUUGUUGGAUGACUUGCAAGAGAGCUUAGGGAUAAGCGAUGAAGGAAUGGAACCUUCUAGAAUGACUCUCCAUAGGUAUGGGAAUGUUUCGAGUAGUAGUGUGUGGUAUGAGUUUGCUUAUUUGGAAGCUAAGGGUCGGGUGAAGAAAGGAGAUCGGGUUUGGCAGAUCGCAUUUGGUUCGGGGUUUAAGUGUAGUAGCGUGGUUUGGAAAGCCUUGAAGAGCGUUGGAUUGGAUGAUGAGAUGUUCAUGAAUCCUUGGAAAGAUGAGAUUGAAGGAUUUCCGGUGGAGACGAACAACUUCGGUAGUUUCUCUUUUUACUUGCGUCCUUCUGAAGAUUUCGUUGAUGCUUAAUGAAAGCAAAAGUAAUAGAGUGAA